Messenger RNA from Lucilia sericata (common green bottle fly), 1996 nucleotides. RefSeq lists its product as uncharacterized. NCBI's taxonomy places the organism in Eukaryota, Metazoa, Arthropoda, Insecta, Diptera, Calliphoridae. The record is from RefSeq and is a predicted model, not a curated record.
CAAUACAACAAAUUAAUGGAAAUUUUAAUAAAUAAAAUUGUUCAAAUCAAUAUUUGUUUAUUAUUAAAAUACCGAAUGUAAUACAUAAUAUUUAAGCUAAAAUCAAUUAUAUAAAUUUAGUCUUCCAACAGGAGUAAACAAUAAAAGUCAUACACAGCGGCCGUCUUUAUAGAAAGCUAUAAAAAGGAACAACAAUAAAAUAACCUAUUCGAUAAUGAAGGUUUUAUAUCAAAUUUUUAGCAUCCUGGUGAUAGCAACAGCUGUUGCCGUUACCAAUGCAGCUAAAUAUUUGGCAAAUAAACCUGACUAUUUGACACCCUGUUAUCUACAGGAUCCCAACUUUAACACCUGUUUUACCAAAAACUUUCAAGUGCUUUAUACCGAGUGGAAGGAUGGUAUACCCGGUUUCAAGGCGGCUGGUACAUUUGAUCCUCUCUAUGUAAAACGUAUUGUUAUUACACAAGAUGCCAAUAGUCAAUUGGCUUUAAAUGCUGAUCUUUCCAAUGUUGUUAUAACUGGUACCAGUAAAAUGGUCGCUCAAGAAAUCAAAUUCGAUAUAAAAUCAUUAAGUUAUUAUGUUAAAUUAUUAGCACCAAAAUUACGUCUUGAUUUCGAUUAUAAACUUAAUGGACGUAUUUUAAAUUUACCUUUAAAAAGCAGUGGCAAGGCUUUUAUGGAAGUUGAUAAUUUUGUAAUGAUUCUUAAACUACAAGUUAAACUACGUGAUGAACAUGGUUUCACCUUUACCGAUAUAGAAAAAUUACAUCUGGAUAUUAAAGAUGUUGGCGGUUUUCAUGUAUAUUUCGAUAAUCUUUUUAAUGGUCAAAAUUUAGAGGACAGUAUAAAUGGUGUGUUCAAUGAGAAUUGGCGUGAAUUUUAUCAAAUUGAAAGACCCGCUAUAACAAAAUCCGUUCAAGAGAUUAUGAAAGAUCGUCUAUCAAAGGUAUUCAGUUAUGUGCCAGGCAAUUAUUUCAUUGCUGAUAUACCAACUGCUGCUCAAUAUAAUGGUACAAUUAAAAAAAUUUACAUAAUGAAUGUGACACUUAAAAUCCUUGACAUCCUGGUCAUAAUAACAGCUGUUGCAGUUUCCACAGUUAAUGCAGCAAAAUUUUUGUCCAACAAACCCGACUUCUUAAUACCCUGUCGUUUGCAGGAUCCAGAUUUUGGCAAAUGUUUUAGCAAAAAUUUUCAAGUGAUAUUUCGCGAGUGGAAGUCUGGCAUACCUGGUUAUAAAGCUGCCGGUUCCUUUGAUCCUAUAUAUGUUAAACGUAUUUUGUUUUCUCAAGAUCCCAAAAAUCCUGUGGCAUUAAAUGUUGAUCUUUCUAAUGUGGUGGUAACUGGCGCCAGUAAUAUGAUCGUUCAAGAAAUCAGUUUCGAUGCAAAAACAUUAGUUUUACAUGCUAAAUUAUUAGUGCCAAAAUUGCAGUUUGCUUUCGAUUAUAAGAUUAAUGGACAAAUAUUAAAUUUAGUUUUAAAAAGUCAUGGCAAGGGUUUCUUCAAAAUUGAGAAUUUGGGCAUGAUCCUUAACGUACAACUUAAGUUGCGCGACGAACAUGGUUUCACAUUUGGCGAUGUCGAAAAAUUACAUAUGGAUGUUACAAAUAUAGGAGGUGUACAUACACAAUUUGAUAAUCUUUUCAAUGGUCAGAAGGAUAUAGAGGAUAGUACAAAUACUCUUAUAAAUGAGAAUUGGCGAGAUUUUUAUGAAAUUUUACGACCCGCUGUAACAGAAGCCGUACAGGAGAUAAUGAAAGGAUCGACUAAAAAAGUCACUCGGGUUAUGUAUCCUGGCUUUAAGGAAGGUGGUUCCUUUGAUCCUUUAUAUGUAAAGCGUAUUGUUAUUGCUCAAAAUGACAAUAAUCCUUUGGCUAUAAAUGCUGAUUUGAAAAAUAUGGUUAUAACAGGAGCCAGUGGCAUAGUGGUAAAGGAUGCCCAUUUCAAUCCCAAUACAUUAUUUUCAAAAAUUAAACUUUUUGUGCCAAAAUUAACGCUUUGA